Messenger RNA from Saccharomyces kudriavzevii IFO 1802, 1986 nucleotides. It is a transcript of the gene DAS1, whose product is annotated as SCF ubiquitin ligase complex subunit DAS1. The record is from RefSeq and is a predicted model, not a curated record. The transcript has a single exon. NCBI's taxonomy places the organism in Eukaryota, Fungi, Ascomycota, Saccharomycetes, Saccharomycetales, Saccharomycetaceae. Gene Ontology annotation, molecular function: protein binding. Bases 1 to 1986 code for a protein of 661 amino acids.
AUGCCAUUCCAAGACUACUUCCAGAAGAAAAAAGCAGCUUUCGUAAACAGAAAUAAUAAAAAUAGCGCAGAUACGUCAGCACCACGAAAUAGUAGUUCCAGUAUAAAUAUAAGCACCGCCACUAAAUAUAAGAACUAUGUGUUCCCGCUAACAAAACUCCCCGAUGAGCUCAUGCAAGAGGUGUUUUCUCACUUGCCGCAACCGGACCGCUUGCAGCUCUGUCUCGUGAACAAAAGACUAAAUAAGAUCGCCACCAAACUGCUUUAUAGAAGAAUUUACUUGAAUGACUCAAACGUGGUGAAGAGCGACUUCAUGCAUCUGGCUAUUAACUGGACCCUACUGAAUUUGCCAUCUUCUUUGAAAGAAGAGGAGUCCCGCAAUAUCGCCAACUACAAACUGAAAAAACUUAUAGAAACAUUGCAAAAUAACAUUCGCAUCACACAGUCCAUUCAGUGGAUAAGGAUCAACUGGGAUUUGGACUCCGUUCUGCAACGGUCCAUCCUCAACAUCCUCUGCAACCAGGGCAAAUCUCUGCAAAGGCUAGAAAACGUCACAGACCCGACUUGCAAUGACAUCAUCUCCAAUGGCCACUUUUCCAAGUUUAAUGUGUCGAGUUUUGACAUGGCCCCCCCAAAUUCAUUGCCUGAAAUGGUGGUCCCCGAAAAUUACAUUCCAAACCUCACCAGAUACCUGUCACAACGUAUUUCCUCUCGCCUCUCUCACAUGACCCUAUUUAUCGACCCUUUAAAAUUGUUCAAUUAUCUUUACCCGCUAGACAUCAAGUUGCAAAUCAUCGAUCUGAAGUUGCAUUGGAGAAGAGAGUUUUACAACAACGGUUAUUUUGUUAACAAGGUACGGCCCGGUAACCCGUUGGCCAAACUGUCAGAAGUGUUUGACAAGAGAAGCUUGAAAAUCCUUACCAUCAUCUCCUGGAAUGAUACUCUUCUGAAACGCGAGACCGAGAUGCUCAAGGAUUUCAAAGAAUUUGAACAUCUGGAAGACUUGUCUUUGAUCUCCAUUAAACAGGAUGUUCACAUUCUCGUAGAUCUUUUCAGUUCGUUAACCAAUUUGAAAAGGCUGAAAAUGGACUUCCUGGAGGACUAUAUACCUGAACCCACGAGUCCUCACAUUUUCCUAUCAAUUUUAUUAGCUUGCUCCAAGUUGCAAUUCAUAGAUUUAAGGUAUGACGGCCUUAUCCCACAAAUCAUCAAUAUCCAAGAAAAUAAGUUCCAAUUGAAUCAGCAGUGCAACUGUACAAACUGCCAAAUAGUGUUCAGCGACAUUCUCAAGGGCAAAAUAUUCAUGUUCCCUGAAGACUACUACAUUCACGAUAUCCACGACAUUGCAGCAAAGGACGUUUUCAAAAUGAUGAAAUACUUGUCCUUGUUACCGUACUCAAAGGCAUGUGAUGCUUACCCAAGCGUGAGAACACAACCAAUGAACCUGACCAACUUUGUCACUAAGAUGAAUCUCAACCUUUUGAAAUACAGGAGCUCUAAAUCCCAGCUCGUGCCUAAAAUAGUUAAUAAUCCGCAUCAGCAUUCCACCGUGACUUCGACGUCCACUGCACACAUGGGCGAUCCUGAAAUGAUAAUAAUCGAUGACAACAACGAUGAUGACAUCAACAUGGACCUUCCUCCGGAUAGUGGCGACACUGCCACCACCAUUUCCGAUGACAUGGAACUCCCCCACGAAUCACUGACCAAAAGGGAUGUCAUUAUGUGUUAUCACGCUCUAAUUCAUCACUUCAAGUCGAUCUACGUCACUUUUUUGAAAAGUUUUCCUCAUCUGAGGUUUUUGAUGUUGAAUGAUAUCCCCACAAUAGUCAUGGAGGAAAAUAACGAACGUAUUUUUGAGCCGGUCUUUUACCAUUACGAUUAUAAGAGUAAUUUGCAUGGAUGGUCCAAAGAAUCAAACAAGAACUUGGAUAAUGAUAACAACAAUAAUAAUCUUGAUACCGUUGCAAGAAUAGCCACUGUCAUGUAA